AUUUAUUUGCAUUCUGUAACAAAUAUCAAAUCUAGCAUCAUGUCACAUCAGAAAUUGUUGCUGCAUUUGAGAGCUAUACUACAAAUUCUGCUUGCAAUUUCACUAGUCUUGAACUAUGCCGAAAUUGAAGCAAGACACAGCCUAUCUGAGGCUGAAGAUUUAGAAUUGGAGAGGCAAUUAAAGCUUCUAAAUAAACCAGCUAUCAAGACCAUUAAGGGCAAAUAUGGAGAAGUAUACGACUGCGUGGACUUUUAUAAACAACUUGCAUUCGACCAUCCUCAAUUGAAAAAUCACAACUUCCAUCCCGAAAUGAAACCUACCUUGCACACUUUACAAGGAGAUGACACUUCUUCAAACGUUAAUAGACCUUUUAACAUAGAGUUAGAAGGCAGAGGUUGUCCUACUAGAACAGUUCCGAUUAAAAGAAUUACUAAAGACGAUCUAAUAAGACAAAUACAUUUAUCACAAGUCGGAGACGCAAAUGAUUCUCCUGAUGAUGAUGAUAUAAAGUUCAGUCUUUCAUAUGGAACCAGAAAUGAGAUUACUCUAGGAGGACUCGAGUUUGCAACCGUGCAAAUCCCAGACAAUCCAACAAACAAAUUGGCAGGAGCAGGGGCAAUUCUUAGCCUGCAUAAUCCUCAAAUUUAUGAGCAUCAAUUUACUGGAGGCUUUAUUAAGGUUCAAAAUGGGAUUGACAACAUACAAGUUGGAUGGAUAGUGAAUCCAGAUCUCUAUGGAGACAACCGUACACGAUCAUACAUAUAUUUAAAGACAGGAAAAUCAGCCUGUUUUAAUACUAGAUGUCCUGGUUUUGUACAUGUAAACUCAGCAAUACCUUUAGAUGGAGAACUACUUAGCUCUACUUAUGGUGGACCUAUUUAUGAUAUACCAAUGUAUAUUGCUCGUGAUGCGUCCAAUGGAAAUUGGUGGUUUAGAAUCGGAUCAAACUAUACAGGAGUUGGAUUUUGGCCAGCAAAGAUAUUUACAAAGUUAAAUGGAUUUGCAACAAGUGCUGAAUAUGGAGGAGUUGCACAUAGUAAUCGAGGGGAUCCAGAUAUACCUUCCAUGGGUGGUGGUUAUUUACCAGCUGGAAACCUGACAAAAGAUGGAUAUUGUAGGAAGAGUAUCUUCAUAAAUGAUAAAAAUCAAAUGAAGUCUUUAAUUGAUAUUCCAGUGAAAUUAUAUGCAAGUAAUCCACAUUGGUAUAAGGUGGCUGAUUCUCCUGACUCUAAGGAUAUAUUUGGUAAUUUAGUCCUAUAUGGAGGACCCCUAUAUGAAUAUAGUUGACAACAUAUAACAUAUAGUAGUACUAAAUAAGAACUUCUUUUGCAUUGAUCUAUAUAAAAAUUGUUGGUGGAUAACUUUUAGAUUAUUACUGCCUCCGUUUCAGU
This is a messenger RNA of Capsicum annuum, 1391 nucleotides long. RefSeq lists its product as uncharacterized. The record is from RefSeq and is a predicted model, not a curated record. NCBI's taxonomy places the organism in Eukaryota, Viridiplantae, Streptophyta, Magnoliopsida, Solanales, Solanaceae. The transcript is spliced from 9 exons. Bases 40 to 1287 code for a protein of 415 amino acids.